Haplochromis burtoni (Burton's mouthbrooder) is the source of this 2406-nucleotide messenger RNA. It is a transcript of the gene hnrnpk, whose product is annotated as heterogeneous nuclear ribonucleoprotein K. Bases 247 to 1554 code for a protein of 435 amino acids. Lineage: Eukaryota; Metazoa; Chordata; Actinopteri; Cichliformes; Cichlidae. Gene Ontology annotation, cellular component: cytoplasm; nucleus. The transcript is spliced from 17 exons. Gene Ontology annotation, molecular function: mRNA binding. Gene Ontology annotation, biological process: regulation of transcription by RNA polymerase II; regulation of mRNA splicing, via spliceosome. The record is from RefSeq and is a predicted model, not a curated record.
ACGGUGAGUCGUCUUAUCAUUUUAUUUCCAGGUUCGGUGGAGAAGGAAGAGGCAACUAGCGAGGUGUUUGCUGCAGGUCGCAGGAGUUGUUUGGUUCUUGCUCCGGUAGUUCCGCCUCUCAACACGCCCUUGUUCUCCUAAUAAAUAUCGCUCACAGGGGCCAGUUUUCUGCUUCUCCCUCCCAAUUGCUACCAUCUCUAUCCCUGAUCGAGGUGUUUGGCUCUUCUAUUCUUCUGUUAGAAGACGAUGGAGACAGAUAUUGAUCAGCAAGAAGAGGCUUCAUUCAGCAACACAGAGACUAACGGUAAGCGCCCCGCUGAGGAUGCAGAUGAGCAGAAAUCAUUCAAGCGCUCCAGGAACUCGGAUGAGAUGGUUGAGCUUCGCAUCCUCCUGCAGAGCAAAAAUGCAGGAGCUGUAAUUGGGAAGGGUGGCAAAAACAUCAAAGCCCUGCGUACAGACUACAAAGCCAGUGUGUCAGUCCCAGACAGCAGUGGGCCUGAGCGCAUCCUGAGCAUCAGUGCAGACAUUGAAACUGUUGGAGAAAUCCUGCUGAAGAUUAUUCCAACAUUGGAAGAGUACCAGCAGUACAAUGGGAUGGAUUUUGACUGUGAGCUCCGUCUGCUGAUCCACCAAAGCCUGGCCGGUUCUAUCAUUGGAGUGAAGGGAGCCAAGAUCAAGGAGCUGCGUGAGAACACAAAGACCAGCAUCAAGCUGUUUCAGGAGUGUUGUCCCCAGUCGACAGACCGUGUAGUUCUGGUUGGUGGUAAAACGGAGAGAGUGGUGGAGUGUAUCAAGACUAUGCUGGAGCUCAUAUCUGAAGCUCCCAUAAAGGGCCGUACACAGCCCUAUGACCCCAACUUCUACGACGAAACGUAUGAAUACGGUGGUUUUACCAUGAUGUUUGAGGAGAGAGGGGGUGGACGCAGACCAAUGGGAGGUUUCCCAAUGCGCGGUAGCCGGUCCAGCCAUGGAGAGCGCAGCUUUGACCGAAUGCCCUCAAGUAGAGGGGGAAGGGGACCCAUGCCUCCGUCACGUCGAGAUUACGAUGAAAUGAGCCCCCGCCGAGGUCCUCCCCCACCACAUCCGAGUAGGGUUGGUAGAGGGAGUAGCCGUGGACGCAACAUGCCAAUGGGACACCCACACAGAGGAGAUGAUCGUUACUAUGACUCGUACCGCGGCUCAGAUGAGAGGUCAAAUGACAGAAGAGGCAGACCGGAUCGCUACAGCGAUAGCAUGAGUGGCGGAGGAUAUGAUAACAGUUCCUCAUGGGAUAGCUACCAGUCAGGUGGUCGUGGCUCCUAUAACGACAUGGGUGGCCCUGUCAUUACCACACAAGUGACGAUCCCUAAAGAUUUGGCUGGCUCUAUCAUUGGUAAGGGAGGCCAGCGGAUCAAACAGAUCCGCCAUGAGUCUGGGGCCUCCAUCAAGAUUGAUGAACCUCUGGAAGGUUCUGAGGACCGAAUCAUUACCAUUUCUGGCACCCAGGAUCAGAUCCAGAAUGCCCAAUACCUCCUACAGAACAGUGUGAAGCAGUACUCUGGUCAUUUGCUGUAGACCAAGGAGGCUCAAAGUGAAGAAGAAUGAGAUUGCCCCUCCUUCCUCAACCUUUCUGCCCUUCCCAGCACAUCACCUUCAGACUAUUCUGGAUUGUGGGUGUCUUUUGGUUUUUUCUUAAUCUUAUUUUUGUAUUUUUUAAUGAAAUAAAUGUCCAACAUUCCUGUGCAUAAGAGAAAAUGUAGAUGUUCUGCAUUUUUAAGAGUGUAAUCCAUUAGUUUAUCAGAUACACACUUGCUUUUUUCUAACACAGAUAACAAAUUAUCCUUCAGACUUUUCACAGAAAUAAACAUAACCUUUAUUUUUUGGAUGGCUUUGUGGUUUUUUUUGUUUUUGUUUUUGUUUUUUUAAAUGACGCAUGUGUGUUUGUGACUUGGUGGAAAUCUAUCUUUUGUGCGUACAUGUAAGCACAUGUCAGCGUGUGUGGGUUUGGUGUGCUUUCUGUAGUCUAUAUUGGUUCCUUCGCACCCAGUUGUACUACAUUACCACUCUGUGCAACAUGCAGAACGUAAGCUUAUUCUUUUUAUUUUAUUUUCGCGAGCUGUGGGGGACUUAACCCUUUCAGACUGGAUUUUUGGGAUGUUUAUGUUGGGAUUUGUGUGAAUAUAGCAGUUGUCUGAUGAAACAGCUGAAAUCUUUGAUUUUUUUUUUUUUCCUCACAAAUGGGGAAAAAUGUAGCUAGAAAUUUGUUGGCAUUUUAUUAGAACGUUGGAAGGAGAAGAGGGGGAAAAAAAAAAAAAAGGAUAUUGAACCUCAUUGUCCCUGCAGUUUCCUGCUCUCCAUGUGCCCAUGCUGUAGACUCCCCAUUUUCAAAUUAUAAGAUGAAUAAAGAUGAUGCCACUUUUUACUAAA